Messenger RNA from Triticum aestivum (bread wheat), 1276 nucleotides. RefSeq lists its product as uncharacterized. Bases 290 to 1264 code for a protein of 324 amino acids. Lineage: Eukaryota; Viridiplantae; Streptophyta; Magnoliopsida; Poales; Poaceae. The record is from RefSeq and is a predicted model, not a curated record. The transcript has a single exon.
GUUGAAGAAGCGAUUCAGAUGCCGGUGUACUAUGGACGUAGAGAACCGUUUUCCCGCGUGCGUGGCAACGAUUUGGAAAACAAAUGUGCUCACUUAGUCCGCGAGCUACCGCUGCAGCCACAGUCCAUGUCGUUGGUGGAUCUACAGCUCUGGAUCUUCAGGCUGUUCCGGCUCCAUCCAGAAACACAAGAUCUCAAUAUCAAGGGGUUCCUCAAGCAACGCAAAACUGAUUUCUUUGACGAAGAGUCCUCCGAAACCGGACUGUUGUUUGGAGGACUACCCGUGGGGCAUGAAUGAGUUUCUGACUGACAAAUGCUGGAGCUCCUUUGCAAAUAAAUUGAAGAGAAAAAAACAUGUGACGCAGAAGUUCAUGUUGUAUGUGCAAUCCUCUGAGGUCAGGCACUACGGCAUUUUGCUCAAAGCCGUACAUGAUGAUUACUCUCAACUGGCCACGGUUGUGUUGCCUGGGACGGAGUGCCUGGCAAGUAGUCGCUACGCCUUCCGUGACCUUGUGGAUGACCUGACGAUGACAGCUCAGGAAUUGGUACAUUAUCUCACUGGACCCUUAGGUGAGAAGAUUAGUCCCGCUGAGACGUGGAGGGCAAGACAGUUUGCUCUGGAGAGGGAAUUCGGCACCUUUUACGAUUCACACAACUUUGCCCCGAGGUUGCUCAAGGAAAUAGCACGCAAGAACCCUGGUUGUUUUGUUGACAUCAAGGAUGCAGAGGUUGCAGAGUGUAAGGGUUUCCGAGUCCUGCACCGUAUGUUUUGGGCAUUUGGACAGUGCUUACAGGCCUUCCGUACCUGUCGCCCUGUUCUAUGCAUCAAGGGCACACCACUAUGUGGGAAAUAUCAAGGGAUGUUGUUGACUGCUGUGGCAUUGGAUGCUAAUGAUUUUUACAUUCCAGUAGCAUGUGCUAUCGUUGAGGUUGAGACCAAGGAAAGUUGGUUGUGGUUUCUUAGUAAUUUGGAGCGAGCAGUGGUGCAUCAGUCUGAUGUGUGUCUUAUACACGACUACAAAAGGGAGUUGAUUGAAGCUGUGGAAGACCUUCUGAAAUACCAAUAUCGACAGUGGCAUAAAGCAGAAAGCCGGUGGUGCAUGGAAGACCUUGCUGAAAACUUCUUUGCGUAUUUUGGCGACAAGAAGCUGCUGCUGAUGUUCAAGAAACUUUGCCAGCAGAAGAGACGCCAUAAGUUUGGUAAAAUCUGGAAGGAGCUAGACGAGUUAACGUCCAGACAUGCAGCAGGAAUCAGUCAAGCAUGACGUGGAGGAGCU